AUUUUCUAAAUUUCAUUGAGCUGAAUUGAAGAGGAAAAAAAUUUUUGCUUUUAAUUGUUGCUUUUUAUCAUUUGUGUCGGUGGUUAUUUUUUAUAUUACUCAUUCUGAUUAAUUCUGUAACAAUCUGCUUCUAAUCAAUGGAUUAAAUGAAAUUACUUAUUUGGUGUAUAGAAUUGGACUCACUCUGAUGUCACCUUAAAAUCCACCUUCAGUUUUGCUUUUCGUUUUGUUUUAUGGUUUUUGUUCAACGGAAAAAAAUGAUCAACACCCUAUUUCAUUCACUGCGUUUACCAUUUUUUCAAUGAGUCUCAUAUUCAAUCAUUCAUCACAAACAAAAGGAUAAUAUUUACAUUUUCUACUUUUAAUUAACAUGCCUCUGACAACAGCAUCAUCAUCAUCAUCAUUAACAAGUUGACUGCUUUUUUACCAUCAUUAUUAAACUUUAGAAUCGUAGACAGAAUUUAAUUGAACAACAAGAUGAACAAUUGGCGGAAUAGAAGAUCAAAUCAGAACAACAGAUUAACUCCAUCAACAGUUGAUCAACAAUACGAAGGACGUAAAUUUGGAAUCAACAAUCAACCUGAACCACAUAAUUCACAAUUUUACUCAUUACCCUCAUCACAACAUACCAAUAACAAUCACCAACGAUCAAUUAAUGAUCACAGUUUAAUUGAUAAUUGUGAUUAUACCAUAAAGCACCUUGAUCCAUCAGUUAUGUUGGCGACAUUUAAAAAUCAUUGGUAUCAAACAUCAGUCAUCAUGACCCAGAAAACAAUUACAUCCAAUGGAUUCAACCCUCAAGUGCCAAAAUCCAAAGUAAUCACCACCGAUGAUAUAACCAGUGUUGUGAAUAAUAUUGAUCAAAUGAUUGCCUUGCUCCUUCAGGAAGCCAAAAAUUUUACCAACACAAGUAACACCAAAUUAAUUAAUGAUACAAGUUCCUCCCAACACUCAAAAUCCAUGGAUUUAUCUUGCUCACCCUCUCCAUCACCAUCAUCCUUGUCAUCUUCAUCAUCAUCAUCAACCACACUAUUAGAUUACUUUUUAAUGGAAAAUAUUUUAGAUCAAAUAUUCAAUUGGAGCUGUGAUAUCGGAGAGUUCACCAAUAUCAUGAAAAUUGAACAACUCAAAUCUUUUGACCUUCUUUUAAGCAGAUACAAUAAGGAUAAUUGCAUCUUCCAAUCCUCUGUAAUUAAGAUAUUACAUCAACUUUUAUCCCGUUGUAGUAAAACUUGUCCCUUGGACGUUGAAAAACGACUCGUUUCCCUGCUCAAUACGAUUUGUCAAUGUAUUGGACGUGACAAUCAACUUUUACAAUUAUUUUUCAACGAUAAUGGUGAUCAUGAAAAUAGAAACAAUAACGAGCACAAUGAUGAAUUUAAAAAUUCUGAUUAUAAAUCAAAAUAUUUUUCUGAGCGGAAAGAAAUUGAAUCGCGAUUUUUGGUAUUCUCUUUACUCAUUUCAUUUGUCCAUCGUGAAGGUGCCAUCGGUCAACAGGCACGUAACGGACUUCUCCAAAUUAUGCCAAUCUCUCAAACAAACGAAUCACUCAGUCAAUACAUAGCCAAUGACAGUAAUCUAGGUCCAGUUAUGGCGACGAUAUUAAGUGGACUUUACUCCUCGUUACCUCGAAAAUUAAUAACAUUAGACGAUCGUUUACAAAUCACCGAACAAGAUAUCGCCGAUAAACCCGAAUUACAAAAUUUCCUAAGUUCAUUAGAUUUUUGUAAUUUUGUGGUUAAAGUUUCCCAUCCAUUGAUUAAGAAACAAAUGAUUAACCUAAUUUAUCAAGGUUUUCUGGUUCCCGUUAUUGGACCCGCUUUACAUGAGGAAAUGAAUAUACCUCUUGAUAUACUGGAAAACUCAACAAAGCACUCGGACACUAUUCAGCAAAUCAUUACAACCACUUCUUACCUUGAAUUGUGUUUACGCCGAGUGACUGAGCCUCAACUUUUGAAGAUAUUUCUUAAAUUCAUUUGUAUUGAAAAAUUUGACGACCAACGGAUACUCAAUACUCUGAUUGCUCGGAUUCAAGCGACAACCAAGUUAAGCUUAAUCACUUUGGUAUUGAUUAGGACCAUCAUAGACCUUGAUUGUGAAGAUGUUAUCCUUGAAUUGUUAUUAAGAUAUCUAAUCGAUUGUAAAAUUAUCUUUGAUAAUAAACAUGAUCAUGGAAUGGAAUCUGAUGUCUCUGAACAAUUUCUGUAUUCUGCAAAAAAGUUUUUCACCCUUGUGCCAACAUUUAAUCAACAUCAUCAUCAUCAUCAACAACAACAACAAAUACCAUUAAGAUCAUUUCAUAAUUCAUUGAACUUGGAUCAUUUAUCUCCAUCACCAUCACGAUCUACAUCAUCAUCAACUUAUUCCUCAUAUGAUUACAAUGUGACUUCAACAGUUACCCCAGUAAAUUGCUCAGCAAUUAACGCUGACAACAAUUUCUUUGAGAGCUGUUUUAAUUACCUAGAUGAGGCUCACUCUGCAAUACUUGAUUGUAAAGUGAAAACAUCACCAUGGUUAAUUAAAUACGAGUCAAAAAACAUGAAUGGUUCAAACGAUAAUCAAAUGAUUUCACCUCCAUCUGAUUCUGGAAUAUUUUUAACAACCAGUUCGUCCUCCAAUUUUAACCUGGACUGUUCAAAGUUAUCUGGCCUGACCGAUAUGACCUGUGAAAAUAUACAAACACCAACAAUAUCAACAACAACAACAACAACCUCUUCCUCAACCUCUUCACCAACAUCGACAAACGAACCUAGUCACAAUAGCGAAGCCGAAAUGAUUGGACCUUUUCUUUCAAAUUUACUCUCUCGUUUAUCACAAUUACCUUUCAACGAUUAUUACGUAAAUCUACAACUUACCGGGAUAAUCAGUCGUCUGGCAACUUUUCCAGAAUAUCAUUUGAAAUCAUUAUUCCUUAAUUGUGACCUUAAAUUGCACAAAAAUGUUCGAAGUUUAUUUUCCAUCCUGAUUAACCUGAAAAAACAAUUAGAAGAUAUGUCAAGAAAGAUUGAUAAUUUCAAUGAAUUGUAUUUGAAAGAGAAACAAAAUUUAUCCUCAUUAACUUUACCUGUUAAAAGAUCUGGAUCAGCUGUUAGUGAAGAAUCAGAAACUUCAUUCUCAAUCAAGUCAAAUGCAGACAAAAAAGUGAAAAAAAGAAGAAGCUUAAAAUCAUUUCUUCCUUGGGUAACAAGUAACUCUAAACUUGAAGAAUGUCCAUCAUUAGAGUCUCUGGACAAUGGAUACAAAUUCAUUAACAAGAAAUACUUGAUUGAAGAGGAUGAAGGUAUCGAUGGAUCAACUAAAUCGUCAGAAAAUGUUCGUAUCAUUCAAGCUUGUAUAAUUUUCGAAGAGUUUAUCAAAGAAUUGGCAGCAAUUUCCAUGGAACAUUAUUUACUAUCGGAUAUCGAACCUAAUCAAUUUAAUUAUCAUCAAUUGUUACCCCAAAGUUACUUCAUUAACUUUACUACAAAUUGAUUAAUCAAAGUAAUCAAAAACUCUCAUUGUAAUUAGUGUAUUAUCAUGAGAUACAAUUGGAAUUGUAUUGACAAGAUACUCGAAUGAAGGAAAAAAAUCGCUAAUUGUGAUAAUUUUACUCCCAACAAAUUGAACAAAUUGUAAAUAAUGUAAAACAUCAAUGCCAUGAUUAAUAAAUUGAUUGGCUUAAGAAAAGCAA
Messenger RNA from Panonychus citri (citrus red mite), 3670 nucleotides. Its product is annotated as FHIP family protein CPIJ015043-like. Bases 478 to 3471 code for a protein of 997 amino acids. NCBI's taxonomy places the organism in Eukaryota, Metazoa, Arthropoda, Arachnida, Trombidiformes, Tetranychidae. The record is from RefSeq and is a predicted model, not a curated record. The transcript is spliced from 11 exons.